Molecule: messenger RNA, 2282 nt
Organism: Linepithema humile (Argentine ant)
Lineage: Eukaryota; Metazoa; Arthropoda; Insecta; Hymenoptera; Formicidae
Gene: spdo
Product: sanpodo
Source: RefSeq, a predicted model, not a curated record
AAAUCGACUAUAGUAUCCUCACCCUAAGUUCUUUCCAUCUGGUCAGAAGCACAAUCGAAUGCAAUAUAUGAUCGUCUGAUGCGAGAGCGAUAAUCAUGGCUCAAGUACCUCAACCGGCGCCGGUUCAUUGUUACACGAAUCCAUCGUUCUGUCGCCAAUCGGAGUACAUACCGGACGAUCGUGUUAACGACCUACCGCCGCCGCCGCAGCAGUUUCAAGGAAGCGACGAUUUACCGCCGCCUCCGCCGCCGUUGCAAUUGCAAUGUCACGCCGCGGGUCAGAGCAAUCCGGCCUUUCAGGCUCCGCCGGAGGCGACGUUGGAUGUGUGCGAGUCGCGGGACCAAUAUUGUUAUCUGGAAGAUAACAGAGCACCAGCGCACAGAAGGUACUCGAGCCUUCCGGCGGAGGAGCCUCGCGUGACUUACAACCAGUCCUCCUCGCGCUACGAAUACAUACAGCAGGACGAGGCGGAGAGGAGCCAGUUGCAGCGCCGGGGCUCGUCGCGGUACGACUUCAUUCCGCACCAACAGGUGCAACAACGUUCCGCACCGGCGGCCAACCAAGACGAUCGAGGAGGGCCGCAGACGCGCCGCGGCAAUGCCGGCAGAUACGCGCUUAUACCGGGUGACCAGGAUUAUCAGGACGACGGCUCGCAAUGGAGCAACGCGAAAUCAGCACCGCGGCAUAUCAACACGCCGCAAGGCCGUUACGCCAGAGUGCCCUUGCAAGAAGACAUUCCGCCGGCGCUUCCCGACAGAAAUAUGCAAGAAUUCUCGGUAUCGCCGAAAAACAAUUUAGCCACGCAGAAACUGCACGAGAUAUUAUCCACGCCUAGAAAACGAUCUAGAUCCGAAGAGAGGACAUUGUCGCCGAAGAGACAACAGUCUUUCAAUCAAACUAGCACACCGCAAAGAAGAGCGUUCACUCCCGGCGGAUCUCCAAAUGGACGUACCUUCAGUCCGACGCGCACAACUCCUCAAGGAACACCUCAGGGCCGAGGUUUCUCACCUACAGGACCUCAGACUUCAACGCCUAACAAGGAAUCGUCAGCUCGUAGAUGUCUUCCUCUGCUGGAGAACUCAUCCCGACAGGAUGUUUGUCCAGCCAGUAAUUGCGGCCGGCUUCGUUACGUAGGCACCGCUCCGGUAGAUUUAAUGAACAUGAGUCACAGCGAGCCGCCGCCUCGCUACGCUUACACAGAGAGCGGGCUGGAGUCGAUGCCGAUGAUGUCCGGAUCGCCUAGAUAUCAGGUGAUGCCCGCCGAUCAGAAGAACUAUCAAAGUGUGGAAAGCGCAUUCAUGGCUCGUACCGCCGUCGUACCGCCGUUAUCUCCGCCCAACAGCGACGCGAAUACGACUUUGGCGAGCGGUAUGGAAAAAAGCGACAAAAGGAGCAUACCGAUUCUAUUGAUGCUGGUCGGUGUUCUGACGUCUGGUCUAGCUCUGUAUCUAUCUUGGUCGCAAGGAAGAAGAUACUACUUCGAUAGCGCAGUUGGCUGCGGUGCCUGCUGCGCAUUAGCGGGUGCAUGCAGAAGUCUACGGAGAACCUGGACAGGACUUGGUCUGGCUGGACUAUCGGCAUUGAGCUGUGCCGGUCUCCUGUUGCUCGCCGCUAAGUCCCCGAAGGAAGGCACACCUCUUCACGACAUCACGGCCGGUGCCUUGUGCGGCGUAUCGGUCUUAGGCGCCGGUCUGGCUCUUUUGGCUCUUUUAAAACCGAGAUGUAGCCUCGGACGUCAUAGACGAGUGCAUUCUUGGAUACCACGAUUUUCCCCUUAGCUCCCCUACAAUAAUACUCGUUCACUACGCGACCGUUAAACACAUUUAUAGUCACAUUUAUUUUGGAAUUGUCGUUUAAAGAAAAGAUAAUGUAAAAAUAUCGUAAAAUAUUAUGAAUCGUUUAUAUAAACCUUUAUAUCUUUUAUAUUCUAUAUUUAACUAAAAACUUAUAUUUUAUUAAAAUUCAGAAAUUAAUAUAUUUCUGAUGUGUGCACACACAUAUCUUCCUUAGAUUUAUUCUUAUAUCUUAUCCAUCCAACGCGGGAUACGUACGAUUGAAGUACGAUUCAUAUUAAAUACAAAUAUGAAUAAUUACAGAGUUAUUGAUUAUAUUGACUAUAUUUUUUAAAAUUAUAGUAUGCUUGUUAAUGAGCUAUAACAUAUAAAAUAACUUGGAGUUGUAUAAAUGAUGCCUUAAAAUCGUAUGUAGAUUUUAGAUUACCGAUUUAGCAGUAUAUUUUUUAUGAAAUAAGGAUUAUUUUGUAAGAAAUAAACUAUGUGGAA